This is a messenger RNA of Alternaria viburni, 1353 nucleotides long. RefSeq lists its product as uncharacterized. The transcript has a single exon. Bases 1 to 1353 code for a protein of 450 amino acids. The record is from RefSeq and is a predicted model, not a curated record. Gene Ontology annotation, cellular component: mitochondrion. NCBI's taxonomy places the organism in Eukaryota, Fungi, Ascomycota, Dothideomycetes, Pleosporales, Pleosporaceae. Gene Ontology annotation, molecular function: GTP binding.
AUGAGCAAGACGGAAAACAAUCUGCGCGUAGAAUUGACGGACGAGCAAAAACCAUCUGCGGAGGAUCUCGAACGAGUAGCGAAUGAACCACGACCUCUUACGAUGCGCGAGAGACGGCAACAAAACAGAGAUGCACCCAUGACCACCGCACAAAUGCGAGCAAUGCGCGAGAGUCGAAGACUUAAGAGAGAAUCGGAGAUGGAACAAUUAAAAGAAGAAGGGAAAGAAAUCGAACUAGCGCAAAUGAACGCACCUCACAAACCUCUUAUCAAAAAGCCGAAGAGUGUUGUCAUUCGCAAAUGGGAGACAAAUUUCCCCUCUGGUCGUAAGAAAUCGUUCGCAGACGAGCUUGUACCCUCUCCGCCAUCAGCGCCCUUGGGCAGAAGACCAAAGCCAGAAACAACACUAUAUUCAGCGCCUGAGACACCAAUCAGUUCACUCUCGCUCAAUCUCAACAAAUUGCAAGACUUCAAUUGGUACUGGGAUACCUUUCCGCCAACUGUCGCACAGAAAACGACUGCAAACCACUUCUUCACUACCCACGGCCGGAACGCAAAGUUACUAAGGAGCAUAGCUCAAUUCCGUCUCUUCCCCGAGUCCGAUGUGCCGGAAGUGGCUUUUGUCGGUCGUUCCAACGUUGGCAAAAGCUCGCUGCUCAACGCCGUCGUAAACGCCGAUAUCAAAGCACUACUAGCGCGUACCUCGUCUACCCCAGGCUUCACCAAAACAAUGAACCUCUACGGUCUCGGCGCCGGCAACGGCGUAACCAUCAAGAAACAAGGUCAAGAUCGCGAAAAGAUCGUCGGCCUCGGUGGUCUAACCAUUGUUGACAUGCCCGGUUAUGGCGAAGGUUCACUCGCAUCCUGGGGUACGGAAAUCAUGAAGUACAUCACCAACCGCAAGCAACUCCGCCGCGUCUUCCUCUUGAUCGACGCCGAACACGGUAUCAAAGAUAAAGACCGCUCCCUGCUCGCCUCGCUGCGUUUGGCCGGUGUAAGUCACCAAGUCAUUCUCUCCAAGCUAGACAAACUAUACAUCCCCGCAGCCAAGGAGAUCAAACGCCACGAUGGAAAAGUGCUGCGUCGCUUGUCCCCGAAAGGUAGCCCCGAAGAACUCAGAAAAGCGAUGGAGAAGUUGAAGUACGAUAUCCAGCCGCCGGUCGGAGGCGGUGCGCUAGGAGAGAUUCUAGGUGUGAGUGCGGAGACGCUGGUAGAAGGGAAGAGGUUGGGUGUUGAUCACGUGCGGUUCGCUGUGUUGAAGGCUGCGGGGUUGGAUCAGAAGUUUAGGAGGGAGAGGAAGAUGCAAGAGGAGAGAGCUGACAAAAGGGCACUUGAGUCGGGCGAUUUUGAAUAA